AUGGCGACAGCAGGAGCACAAGGAAUGGAAAAGGAUGAAUAUAAGAGCGAUAACUCACUCGAUCAAAGAGAGCAGAUCGAAAAUGGUGACUACGACGCUCGCGGACAGAGGUGCAACGGAGCGUCGAAGAAACCCAAGCGAAGAAAGAAGAAGAACCUGUUCGAGGUCGUUCAGUUCCUUCCUAACUGGGGAAUCGGAUAUCACAUGGCCAAGACUCAUUGGACCGGCGUUUCCUACGAGAUCACCAAGAUCAACCUCUACAAAGAUGGUAGGCACGGCAAGGCUUGGGGAAUUGUUCAUAAAGAAGGUUUGCCAGCACCCGACACUCCCAAGAAAAUAAAUGGGGUUCACAAGCGCUGUUGGAGAUACAUCCCAAAUGCGAAGAAAGCAGAAGAAAGCACAGAAAAACCAAAGUGCAAGCAAAAAUUUGAUUCAAUAUUACUCUUCCCAGUUGUUUCAGAGUUUGCACUCGCAGUGAAUGGUUGUAUUUUUGAGAGAGGCGUUGUUUUUGGAUUUUCCUUUUCCUUCUCUAUUGUGUAGCAUCCUCCAGGGAAAAAUUAGUAAUUGGGCAAUCAUACAAUGUAGGUGAAUUUCCAUUUUGGAAUUUGCCCACUCCAUUGCUGAAAGUGUUUAGGGGCAUUCAAAUGGAAGUGGACAAGCUGAAACUUCCAGGUUUAGUUUGCGAAGAAAUGUUCAGGGGGACCUCUCCAUUUGUGUUAUUAGAAUUGUAGAGUAGCUAAAGAAGCCAUUCUGGUUGACUACUAUUCCAAGGUACAGUAAAAUGGCUGAUUCCCAACUUUUAGCGUAACUUAUGAUUUGUUUGGUAUGCUAGAAUGAAACAAAAUUGGUCUCUUAUAAUUUUUCGUUCAA
Malania oleifera is the source of this 870-nucleotide messenger RNA. RefSeq lists its product as uncharacterized. Gene Ontology annotation, molecular function: structural constituent of ribosome. The transcript has 4 exons. Lineage: Eukaryota; Viridiplantae; Streptophyta; Magnoliopsida; Santalales; Ximeniaceae. Bases 1 to 540 code for a protein of 179 amino acids. Gene Ontology annotation, cellular component: mitochondrion. The record is from RefSeq and is a predicted model, not a curated record.